AUGGAUAAGGACAGCCAAAAACAAGGUUCAGAACUGCAGUCGAGCAUCUCGUGCACAGUGGUUUAUGAGCGGGCAUAUCUCGUGAGAAAUCGAAAUCGUCUCUUUUUGCAUCAGGCCGUCCAAAAGGCUUCCGUGUGGAAUCAUGAUCGCCGAAACAGUUCUCUCUGUCUCGGACUUGGACAACGCUCUUCGGCUCUCUCAUCCGGCCCCACUGUCACCUGC
This is a messenger RNA of Mesorhabditis belari, 222 nucleotides long. The record is from the annotation of a GenBank genome assembly. Lineage: Eukaryota; Metazoa; Nematoda; Chromadorea; Rhabditida; Rhabditidae.